Tribolium madens (black flour beetle) is the source of this 638-nucleotide messenger RNA. RefSeq lists its product as uncharacterized. Bases 1 to 624 code for a protein of 207 amino acids. The record is from RefSeq and is a predicted model, not a curated record. The transcript has 4 exons. Lineage: Eukaryota; Metazoa; Arthropoda; Insecta; Coleoptera; Tenebrionidae.
AUGUCUAUACAUUCUUCCACUAGAUCUUUUGACGCAAAGAUGAGUUACAAGCUUGUUGCAGUUAUUUUAUGUUCGGGUGUUUUCCUAAAAGUUUCAACUGCUGCAGUUGAAAACGAAAACGAUAUCGCAAGAGGUUUGGACGCGAAAGGGCUUCUGAACUCAAUCGCCGGCAAUUUGAUGUCCCGAGGUUACGGUGCCACCGCGUCUGGUGGUUCCCAAGUGGUCUCUCUCAACUUAACAAAUUUGCUCGUUUUGGUCCUUCUCAAAGCACUGAUUUUCGCCGCUGGGUCUUUAGGGACCGGUACUUGGAAGGGCGGUUUGGGUCGUAGCAGCGACGGUGAAGAACAAAUCCUCACCGAAGACGAAGUUCUACUUUUCUUGAGUUACUUAACCGGUUCGCCCGGUGAUAACGGAUGUCUGCAAAACGUAGCAUGUCAACAACCUCAACAAGCGAAGAAAUACGUUUCAGCCGGUGAUAUGCUACUCAAAGCAACAAAAAUGCUGGCGCUUGAUCCUGACAGGAGCUAUGAAUAUGUUUUGAAGGAAGUAGAGCAAGCUGCUGAUGUCGGGUUAACAGGAGGUGAUUGCGCUAGAUUUAGAUGUGGAUUGAAUGAGAAACAAUGAGUUUUGUAAAGAUG